Messenger RNA from Tripterygium wilfordii, 2564 nucleotides. Its product is annotated as receptor-like protein 6. Bases 37 to 2409 code for a protein of 790 amino acids. Gene Ontology annotation, molecular function: protein binding. NCBI's taxonomy places the organism in Eukaryota, Viridiplantae, Streptophyta, Magnoliopsida, Celastrales, Celastraceae. The record is from RefSeq and is a predicted model, not a curated record. The transcript has a single exon.
ACUAGCAUUCAGACACUUUACCUUGCCAAUGUAGACAUGUCUUCUCAAGUCCCUGCCUCCAUCGCAAAUAUGUCUUCAUUGAGAUCUAUCUAUCUCGGAAACUGCGGAAUGUUUGGUCUAUUUCCAAUGGAAAUUUUCAAUCUACCAACCCUCCAGAAUCUCGCUGUGCCCGUAAAUGAAAAUCUUACAGGUUAUUUACCUGAAUUUCAACGGGACUCACCCCUUGAGAUAUUAUGGCUUCAGGGCACAAAUUUCUCGGGUCGACUACCUACUUCAAUUGGCAAACUUCAUUCCCUAACCAGGUUGGAUAUUAGAAGUUGCAAUUUCUAUGGUCCGCUCCCAUAUUCACUCGGAAACCUUACCAACCUCAGAAUUCUAAUUUUGAAGUAUAACAACUUUCAAGGUGAAAUCCCUUCUUCAUUGGCAAACCUUACGCAGCUUACUGACUUGUCACUUUCUGCCAAUAAUCUCAGUGGGGGAUCCAUGUCUUGGCUGGGUAACCAAAACAAGCUCACUCUUUUGAGUCUUGGUUAUUGUGGUUUAACAGGUGAAAUCUCUCCUUCUCUUGGAAACCUUACCCAACUUAGAAGUUUAAUCCUUUCUUGGAACCGUUUAACCGGUCGAAUUCCACAUUGGCUGGCUAAUCUCACCGAACUAACUUCCUUGUGCUUUGACAAUAAUGAAUUGCAUGGCCCCAUUCCAGAUUCAAUUUCGAAGCUACUGAACCUUGAAUACCUUACCUUGGACUCCAAUCACUUCAGCGGCAUUUUGAAUCUUGACAUGUUUUUCAACCUUAAGAAUCUCACAUGGCUUCAAAUAUCAGGUAACAGCUUUUCAUCACUGAUCGAAACUAGCCUGAAUGCUACUCUUCCAAAGUGGAGGCUGUUGGGACUCGGAUCGUGCAACUUGACGGCGUUCCCGUACUUCCUCAGAUACCAAGACAAGUUGGAGUCAUUAGAACUCGGAGGAAACAACAUCCAUGGCCCAAUUCCAAAUUGGUUAUGGAACACAGGUAGGGAAACUAUGUGGUAUCUUGGACUUCAUUUCAAUUCUUUGACUGGCUUUGAGCAACCUUUGUUAGUCUCGAGCAUGUCUACACUACAGUUUUUAUAUUUGCACUCCAACAAGCUGCAAGGACCAGUCCCCAUACCACCAACUUCCGUUGUUCAGUAUUUUGUCUCAAACAACAGUUUAACUGGAGAACUUCCACUGAUGUUGUGCAAUCUACCUCGCCUUUAUUUCCUCGAUUUAUCUCACAACAAUCUAAGUGGCAUGCUUCCGCAAUGCUUGUUCAACUUGGAACAUUCGUUGUCAAUGUUGAAUCUGGGACACAACUCUCUCCAUGGAACCAUUCCUGAAACUUUCAAAAAUGGAAGUAAGCUGAAGAUGAUUGAUUUAAGUCAUAAUGAGUUGCAGGGGAAGAUACCAAAGUCAUUGGCAAAUCAAAUCACGUUGGAGAGUCUUAAUCUCGGAGACAACAAAAUUGCCGAUAAAUUCCCCUCUUGGUUGGGAACUUUGCCAAAUCUGAAGGUCCUCAUCUUGAGAUCCAACAAUCUUUCUGGAGCAAUUGGCAGGCCUACGGCAGGUUUCGGUUUUUCCAUGUUGCAAAUUAUCGAUCUCUCCUACAAUGGUUUUACAGGUGCCCUGCCAUCCGACUACUUUCAGAACUGGAAUAGCAUGAGAACUAUUGAUAAAGUCCAGUUUUCAUAUAUGGAGGAAACUACAACUGUGUGGUCUUAUGGUGAUAAGAUGACUUACCAGUCUCCAAUCAGUUACUACUACCAGCUGAGAAUGAUUAACAAAGGUGUGGACACAGAGUAUACGAAGAUCCCAAAUAUCUUGGCAGCUGUUGAUCUUUCAUGCAACAAAUUUGAAGGAGAUAUUCCAGAAUCCAUCAUUACUUUGAAGAAGCUCCAUUCACUAAACCUUUCCAACAAUCGUCUGUCGGGGCACAUCCCAUCACGAAUAGUGAACUUGACAGAGCUUGAAUCAUUAGAUCUUUCAAGCAACAUGCUCAGUGGAGUAAUUCCGCAGCAAAUGGUUCAGCUCACGUUCCUUUCAGUCUUCAAUGUCUCACACAACCAGCUAGUGGGUCCUAUACCACAAGGAAAACAGUUUGGAACAUAUGAGAACAGUUCAUACAAGGACAACCUGGGAUUAUGUGGGAAGCCAUUGUCAAAUGUGUGUGGAAAUGCUCCGCCUGCAUCAACUGUUGAAGAUGAUCAAGGAUCAGAUUCCUGGGUAUAUAUUGAUUGGAUGGUUGUUCUAAUAGGAUAUGGAAGUGGGCUAAUGGUUGGAGUAGUCAUCGGGCUCAGGUUCACCACAUGGAGACAUGACUGGAUUAUGAAAACAUUUGGGAGAAGAAAACCAAAAAGGAGACGCCAGAAAAAGAGGGGAGGAAGAGUUUGAAAUUAUGAGGCAUUCAGCUAUCAUUGACAUGGUUUAAAUUUCUGCAUAUACUAUACAGUAGUCACAGUACAUAUAUAUAUAUAGACUGUAAUGCUAGUGAUGGUUGAUUAUGGAAUGGUUUGGCGACAGAGAAUACUUAUUAAAGAGUUGAGACU